AUGUUGCUGCUGCGCACAAGAACAAGAGUAUUCUCCAGUUAUCAUGGUUCUGGAGGUAAUAGAAUAUCACCACUUGAGCAAGCUGUGAGGGAUGAGUGCAAGUCAGGAAGGAUUCAGAAACGUGAGGAUGGAUUGCGAUACUUUGAUCAACUCAUUUCAGAAAAGCCAGUGCCAUCGAAUGAUACAUUCUGUCAUGUAUUGAGUUCACUUUCGAAGAUCAAAUGUUAUUCUGAUGUGAUUAUGUUGUAUAAGAAGAUGAAUUUGGUUGGGGUACAACCCAAUAUUUGUACCUUUAACAUUUUGAUCAAUUGCUGUUGUAAACUAGGCCAAGCGAAUCAUGGGUUCUGUUUUUUUGGACAGAGUAUCAAGAGAGGGUAUCAUCCUAAUGUUAUCACUCUGAGUACACUGAUUAAAGGGUUGUGUAUCAAUGACGGGAUUGAGCUGGCUUUUAAGGUGUUUGAUAAAAUGACUCACACAGGUAUUCAACCUAAUGCGUUUACAUUCAAUACUCUUAUAUCUGGGCUCUGUAGAACUGGUAAAGUGGGCCCUGCUCUUCAGCUACAAAACAAGAUGCUGAAAUGGAAUUGCACACCUGAUGUUGUUUCGUACUCUGUGAUUAUAGAUACUCUUUGUAAAGGAGGUUUAGUUGAUCAAGCUUUGGUUCAUUUCUCCAAAAUGCUUAGAGAUUCAAAUGUUGUACCCAGUGUAAUCGUUUACAGCUCUUUGAUCAAUGGACUUUGCAAUUCAGGCCGGUUGAAUGAGGCAAAGAGAUUCUUUGACGAGAUGGUUUGUAGAGGAAUCUCUGCCAACGUAAUUACGUAUAGCUGUAUGAUUGACGGUCUUUGCCGGCAUGAUCAAUGGGAAGAAGCAAGAAGAUAUUUUGAUGAAAUGAUGGAUCGAGGGGUUUCACCCAAUACAAUUACCUUUAGUAUAUUAAUAGAUUCACAUUGUAAAGAUGGGAUGAUGGAAGAUGCCUGGAGGUUAUUUGAACUCAUGGACAAGUUAAAUAUAAAACCUGAUCUAUUUACUUAUAGCUCAAUGAUUGACGGUCUAUGUUUGACAGGUCGGUUGCAAGAAGCGGUGAAACUGUUCGACUCCAUGUUGGAUAGAGACCUUCAACCGGAUGUUAUUAGUUGCAACGUAUUAAUUGAUGGGUAUUGCAAGCGUCGUAUGUUGGAUGAAGCUAUGAAGUUAUUCAAGAAAAUGAAACAAAACGGAUUGAAACCCACAACAGUUACUUACAGUAUAUUAUUAGCAGGACUAUACCGGGAUGGAAGAAUGAAGACUGCGAAUAAUUUGUUUAAUGAGAUGCAAACUUUGGGUGUAUCUCCAAAUAUUGUCACAUACGGUACAAUGUUGGACGGAUACUGCAAGAAUGGAUACAUUGAGAAAGCAAUUGAACAAUUUGAAUCCAUGGAGGAUACUGGUAUAUUAGCUAAUGUUCCAAUAUACAAUAUUCUUAUUCGAGGUUUGUUCCAGGCUGGCAAGUUGGAAGAUGCGAGUAAAUUGUUUAUUCAAUUUCCGAAAAAGGGAUUAGUGCCUGAUGUGGUAACAUAUACCAUAAUGAUUAAUGGCCUCUUUCGUAGCAAGAUGUUACUCGAGGCUAACAAAUUAAUCAUCGAAAUGGAAGAUAAGGGUUGUUUACGAGAUGCUAGAGCAUAUGAUACCAUUAUCAAAGGUUUUCUCGUGGGAAAGGAAACUGACAAGGCAUUGGAGUUUUUUCACAAGAUGCGUGCAACAGAAUUUGCACCAAGUGAUCCUGUUAGCUCUUUAAUUGUUAACAAUUGUAAAUGUUUUACUCAGAAAAACAGGAUUGCUCUGGAAGUUCUCAGGUUGCAGGUUAAAUCAACUUCAUUUUUUAUAUCUGGAGAGGCUCUUGGAAGUGCUCUUAGCUUAUCCUUUAACUGCUCAACUUGUCUUGCACUAUCGGGGAAGCCGCCACCGGAACGAAAAGAAUAG
Messenger RNA from Papaver somniferum (opium poppy), 1959 nucleotides. RefSeq names its product pentatricopeptide repeat-containing protein At1g63330-like. NCBI's taxonomy places the organism in Eukaryota, Viridiplantae, Streptophyta, Magnoliopsida, Ranunculales, Papaveraceae. The record is from RefSeq and is a predicted model, not a curated record. Bases 1 to 1959 code for a protein of 652 amino acids. Gene Ontology annotation, molecular function: protein binding. The transcript is spliced from 3 exons.